Aspergillus versicolor CBS 583.65 is the source of this 1216-nucleotide messenger RNA. Its product is annotated as complex I NDUFA5 subunit family protein. The record is from RefSeq and is a predicted model, not a curated record. Gene Ontology annotation, biological process: respiratory electron transport chain. NCBI's taxonomy places the organism in Eukaryota, Fungi, Ascomycota, Eurotiomycetes, Eurotiales, Aspergillaceae. The coding region runs from base 175 to 888 and encodes 237 amino acids. The transcript has 3 exons.
GACUGUUGAAGCCUUACUGCCUCAGGCUGCAACACGCUAGUUUCUCCGCCUCCCGAUGGAACCUCAACCUGGGCCGAUUCACCACAUCCUGUGUGUCCCAGCUGCAAGAGAGAACCCCGUCGGCUUUCCUUUUGGGUCAAUUCCUUUUCUCUGCCUCACAACCCUUAGGUCACAAUGCGAUCUACACUUCGGCUGCUGGCCAGCGUCAAACCGGCCCGGUAUUUGGAGCCUUUCGCUCCGACCGGUUUGACUGGUCUGCAGACACACCCAAGCCCUCGUCCCACCCUGAUCUACCUCUACACAUCGACGCUGCAGAAACUAAAGGCUUUCCCUGAAUCUUCAGUCUAUCGCCAGUCCACUGAAGCAUUGACCCGCCAGCGCCUGCAAAUUAUCGAGUCCACGAAGCCGCCCGGAUUUGACGCUUGGUUGGAGCGCGUUAGGAAGACCGUGGGUGCCGAGCCUGAGCGAUUCGUAUCCCUUCGCCAGGCAGAUGGAACUUACGCCGGUGCUUUGCGCGAUGACAACAGCGAUAACCCUCGCGGAGAGGAAUGGGAUGGAGAACAGUUGGAACCAACCACCGAGGGCCCUGCUCGUACACCGGAACAACAGGCCCGCUGGGAGAAAGACAUGGAGGAGGGUACCUCCGCUGCUUCAGAAGCGGAUUCGGAUUUCCACAACCUCCAGAUGAAGUGGGAGAAUGAGCCUGCCCUGGAGGCUGAGCAGGUUUCCGAAAUUGAGAAGCAAAUUGGCGCAGGCCUCAUUGAGGAGGUUAUUCAAGUGGCCGAGGGUGAGCUGAAACUGGUGGAUGCGCUGUACAAGUCCAAGGCCUGGGAGGAGCUGGAAGAGAAACCUAGACCCGGACAGUGGACUUACUUUGAACGCAAGUAAACGGUCGUUGCUACAAUGGAUGAUUGAUAGAACCUCGAAUUACCUGUACUUAUUAGCCGACGCCGGCCAUCCGGCUGGGCGCUUCUGUGACAAUUACAUCUUCCAUGGUUGCAUAGAUUCCUUAUUUCAUUUAAUGUGUCUUGUUCCUUUUCCCUCUCGCUGUCCAUCUCUUACUGGGUUGCCCGGUUGUAUUGUUGUAUACUUUGCGUGGCUCAGGUGACCGGGGAGGGCCAAUGACUUUGCACCGGGAUCCUAGGAUAAACGCUAGAUCCACCAUAGAAAAAGAUAAACCCAAUCAACUCGAGAAUAAUAAUUAGGAAUCAUCGCC